AUGCCCGCGCCGACGUCACUCUCCAUCCAGGUGCACCCGAGCCUCAAGACCGUGUACGUGCGCAUGAAGGACCGGUCGGGCACCGUCGCCAUCGACAUGACGCCGGCGCUCGCGUCCCCCAAGGCGCUGAUCACGCGCUUCCACGAGCUGGCGUUCGGCAAGUCGUUCGCGGCCUUCGCGGCCAACUCGAGCCUGCUCUCGCGGCGGCGCAACCAGGAGACGCUGGUCUCGAGCCUCGCGGACCUGCAGGACGGCGAGGUGCUCGUGUACAAGCCGUGCGAGGAGCUGCGCACGCUCGUGGAGCAGGGCUGCAUCACGCCCGUGCUGGCCACGCACUCGCCCGUCGAGGUGAGUCCGUCCUCUUCGCCGCUCGGCCUCAAGCGCAAGGGCCGCGCCAAGUCCGUGACCAACAACGUCGAGCGCGUGCACCGCUACGCCUCGGACCUGGCCAAGAUGGACGUGUCCCCCCGGGAGCGCGAGCUGAUUGAAGACAUGCUCAUCGUGGGCGACGAGCAGGUUGUGGACGCCAUGGAGCAGUUCGUCGUGCACCGCAACCCGGCGCUCGUGCGCCGCGUGCUGCGCGGGCCCGUGGCCAAGAAGAAGAACGCCGCGCUGGACACGCUGUCCAUGGACUUCUCCUCCAUGGACAUGGACUCGCCCGCCGUGCCCACGUCCGAGUUCAGCGACCCGUUCCUCAUGGGCCCGAACCCCUUCGUGCGCGCCGCCACGCAGAGACCGUCGAUGAUGAGCAUUGACGACAGCUUCGACGUGGCAGCGUCGACGACCUCGGCGCCAUCGGACGGCGGCCGACCCUCGCUGCUGUUCGACGGAGACGCGCUGUCCAACCCGCCCAUUUUCCUGCAGUCUAUUAAGGAGAAGGUGACGCCGCCCGCCGGCCAGGGCCGGAUGUCGCUGUCGCUGUCGAACGACCUGGACCCGAGUGUGAACGCGCAAGCUCCGACGCAGCUCUUCUCGAUUGAGAAGCUGCUGGAUAACGUGCCCGUCGCGCGCGACUUCCACGACAAGUAUAACGUGGGCGCCGUGCUCGGAUCGGGCAAGUACUCGGUGGUGAAGCGGUGUUCCAAGAAGGAGACGGGUGAGCAGUUCGCCGUCAAGAUCAUCGACAAGCGGCAGAUGAUUGAGGUGCGAUUCCUCAAGCGAGAGCUGGAGAUUAUGUAUGGACUGCGCCACGACGGCGUCGUGCGGCUCGUGGAGCUGUUCGAGAGCAACGAGAGCCUGUUCCUGGUCAUGGAGCUGUGCGGCCAGGAGCUUUUCGAGUUUAUUGACCGGAACGGGCCGCUGCCCGAGUCCACUACCCGCCCGCUUAUCCGUAAGCUGGUGCGUACCGUCGCGUACCUGCACGCUCAGUGCAUCGUGCACCGCGACAUCAAGCCGGAGAACAUCCUGCUACCCCCCAACAGCCAAGAUGUGAGCGACAUCAAGCUCUCGGACUUCGGCAUCGCGCGUAAACUGGACGGCCACGGCCACGAUAACGUGCUGACGCCUCACGAGAGCCUCUCGGAGGUGGCCAACCUCCACGACGCGCCUUCCACCAACGCCUCGGGCUUGCCGUCGGCGACCGAUAUGGUGCGCAACCGCAUGGCACGAGCACACACCAAGUGCGGCACGCGUGACUACAUCGCGCCGGAAGUUAUGAGCGGCAAGGGCUACGGCACGGAGGCCGACCUGUGGAGCGUGGGCGUGGUGACGUACGUGCUGGCCAGUGGCUGCGCGCCCGUGUUCCUGCCCACCGCCGAGGGCGUCAAGAAGGUGUUUUUCUCGGACGAGGCCUGGAGCGGCGCGUCCGAGGACCUCAAGCGCUUCAUCGAGGCGUUGCUCGUGCGAAACCCGGAGAAGCGUAUCACGGCCGCUGAUGCGUUGGAACAUCCGUGGCUGAAGGAGUAG
This is a messenger RNA of Phytophthora sojae, 1905 nucleotides long. RefSeq lists its product as hypothetical. The transcript has 2 exons. Gene Ontology annotation, molecular function: ATP binding; protein serine/threonine kinase activity. Gene Ontology annotation, biological process: positive regulation of apoptotic process; intracellular signal transduction; protein phosphorylation. Lineage: Eukaryota; Oomycota; Peronosporomycetes; Peronosporales; Peronosporaceae. Gene Ontology annotation, cellular component: nucleus. Bases 1 to 1905 code for a protein of 634 amino acids. The record is from RefSeq and is a predicted model, not a curated record.